AUGAGGGGCCGAGGAGCCAGAGGAACAUUCCAGGGGCCGCGGGACUGGGCGGCCGAGGAGGAGCCGGGACGAGCCCACGGACCUCACGUGCCACCGCCGGGGAUGCUGGCCAGGUGGUGGGGAUGCUCACCGGAGGUGGUGAAGGGUGACCCAGUGGGCUCCGCAGCAGAUGUCUGGGGUGUUGGCGUCCUCACCUACAUCAUGCUCAGCGGACGGUCACCAUUCUUUGAACUGGACCCCAUUGAGACAGAGAACCGGAUCCUGGCAGGGCGCUUUGAUGCCUUCAAGCUGUACCCCAACGUCUCACAGAGUGCUGCCCUCUUCAUACGCAAAGUCCUUGCCGUCCACCCCUGGAGCCGCCCCACGGUGAAGGACUGUUUUGCCAACCCCUGGCUCCAGGACGCCUACCUGAUGAAGCUGCGCCGCCAGACCCUGACCUUCACCACCAACCGCCUCAAGGAGUUUCUGGUGGAGCACCAGCGGCGCCGCAGCGAGGCCGUCACCAAGCACAAGGUCUUACUCCGCUCCUACCAGGGCGGCCAGCCGCCGGGGCCGCAGUAGCCAACACCUCAGCCGCGGCCAUGAGGGGCCGAGGAGCCAGAGGAACAUUCCAGGGGCCGCGGGACUGGGCGGCCGAGGAGGAGCCGGGACGAGCCCACGGACCUCACGUGCCACCGCCGGGGAUGCUGGCGGUCGGCAUCAUUUUGGCGGUGCCGAGGGAGAGAGCAGGCGCUGCCCCAGCCGUCCCGGCAGUGGGGUCCAGCAGCGGGAAGCCUUGCUGGGAGGAACGGAGGAUGGGGCAGAGGGUCAGGGGAAGGACGGGAUGGGGACUGGGGGGGCCAAGAGAGCAGAGAGCCACCAGCCCGCUGGCUAGCCCCUCGCGCUGCAGGUCCCGUCAGCCGUGUGCCUUACGCCCCAGCCUGCAGCUGGCCACGGCACGGGGGUCCCUGCACUCCCCCUUGAUUUGCACGCCAGUGCACCAGGACUGAGGCUGCUCCAGGGGUUCCUGCAGGGGGGGGUGCCCCUGCAGCCCCCCCCCCCCCCC
Messenger RNA from Calidris pugnax (ruff), 1045 nucleotides. RefSeq names its product striated muscle preferentially expressed protein kinase-like. The coding region runs from base 1 to 561 and encodes 186 amino acids. Gene Ontology annotation, molecular function: ATP binding; protein kinase activity. The transcript has 4 exons. Gene Ontology annotation, biological process: muscle cell differentiation; protein phosphorylation. Lineage: Eukaryota; Metazoa; Chordata; Aves; Charadriiformes; Scolopacidae. The record is from RefSeq and is a predicted model, not a curated record.